Molecule: messenger RNA, 4902 nt
Organism: Physcomitrium patens
Lineage: Eukaryota; Viridiplantae; Streptophyta; Bryopsida; Funariales; Funariaceae
Product: calmodulin-binding transcription activator 3
Biological process (GO): regulation of transcription by RNA polymerase II
Cellular component (GO): nucleus
Molecular function (GO): transcription coregulator activity; protein binding; double-stranded DNA binding
Source: RefSeq, a predicted model, not a curated record
CAGGUUCGUAAAAGUCACCGUUCACACGAAGUGUACGAAUGAGUGAGUGAUCCAUUCCGCGCGCAGUCUCGUGUGAGCUUUCUCUCAGUUUCAUCGGAGUUUCACGUUGGCGUCAGUCUCCGACCUGCGGAAGACCUUCAUCAGUGUGGUAAUGGAAAAAGACUUGGCCUCUUAAUGGCUAACGGCAGAGUGGUAGCAUCUUCCCUCUGAAUCGGCUCGCAGGCUGAAAACGGGGAACAAUACCGGAUAUCAUCCUUGGUGCAGACAAACGAGAUUUGGGAGGGUUGUGGGAGGGAGCUUUCUCGCAGAUUCUUAGAUUGGAGCUUGUGUGAGAGCAGAGCAGCGCAGAGCAGAGCAGAGGAGAGCAGAGGAUUCUGUUAGCGGUAAGGCUGCUUUGCCGAUUUUCGAGUGGUUUCGUGUGAGCCGUGGGAGGUUUUUCUGACACUUAACUCAUAACUGGCAAAAAUCAACCUCGAAAAGCCGAAGUUAUUCCGAAGUCGGAUGGUGGUCGGAUACGAAUCAUUAAUAGGACUACAUGUACUUGGGACAAGGGUCAGAGAAAUUGCAGCGUCAUCCUCUUACGGAGAUCGCGAAUUAGUAGUAUAGAUUCUAUUUAAAAAUCGUAAAUUUUUUAUGGACCCUCAAUAGGUUGAUGUACUCACGGAUGACGUAGAGAUUAUGUGUGGGAUGUCGCUCACUUGAAGGUCCACAAGCUAUUUCAAAUGCUGUCAUCACGUUGGAGCCUUUUGAAAUGCAUUUUCUCUUCUAUGGUCGUUUGGUUGGAACGUAGAGUUUGGUCAGAGUUAGGUUAGGUAAAUGUUCCUUCUUGUUGAUGCAGAAGGAUCCUCAUAGUCUUCCCUGUACUUAAUCAUCUUUAGAGUUUUGGAUUCAAUACGAGAUCACUAUGGCAACUACAUCUCGGUUACAUUCUGGAUCUCAACCACCAGAGAUCGAUAUUCGUCAAAUUAUUUCAGAGGCUCAGACUCGAUGGUUACGGCCUCUUGAGGUAUGCGAGAUCCUACAAAAUUACGCCAAUUAUGGAUUCAAACUCAACCCCGUUCCCCCAGUCCGUCCCAUUAGCGGCUCCAUGUUUCUGUUUGAUAGGAAGACUCUAAGAUACUUCCGUAAAGAUGGUCACAAUUGGAGAAAGAAGAAAGACGGAAAGACUGUGCGGGAGGCACACGAGCGCCUAAAGAUUGGCAGUGUGGAUAUGUUACAUUGCUAUUAUGCGCACGGUGAGGAUAAUCCAUGUUUCCAGCGAAGGUGUUAUUGGAUGCUUACGCCUACACUGGAGCAUAUUGUGCUUGUUCACUACAGGGAAGUUACAGAAGGAGGCAGAUUCUCCAUGAGUGAUUCACAACACAGCGUUCCAGCUGUUCAUGCGGCUAGCCCUCCCGAGGUGACACAUCCAGUCACAUCCCCGGACUCGCUCCAGGAAGAUGGGGAUUUGUUUGAGCCAGAAGAUGUUGAGGAUUUCAAAGGUGGUCUACAAAGCACGCUGCUCGAUCAGAUUUCUCCUGGGGCGCAAGGUGAUACAGACUUGUUGCGUACGUCACAUCUAAAUGUUUGGCCAGGGUCAGAAUUGAGAGCUGAAUAUCCUCCUAAUUGGUAUGGUUCUUCUUCUGGUGGAGGUGGGGACUCAACCCUAGCACGGCUAAGCGGACUCCUGGAUUCUCCCACGGAAUUGACGCCAAAACCAGGAGAGUACCCUCCUCAGCUCUCUAACCUGCAGCAGUUUGAAUCUAAUGAAUUGUCUUCAAGAAAUGCACAAAUGUAUGUGCAGCAGGAAUUGUUCUCGUCGAACAAUCACUAUUCUGGUGGCAAUUCAGUGCCUGCCAAUUAUUCCGAGAGUCUUGGUAAACCAUCAAACAUGUAUGGCUCCGAAGAUUUCGGAAGUGUUCAGCGUCAAGAAAAUAUAGCGGCUGCUAUGGUCUCAGCUGGGUGGGGUCAAGAACCGGAAAGUGUUCCAAGUAGUAAUGCAGGAUUCAGUCAAGGAGCACCAUCUGUGUCCCAGAGUGGUGCUGCGCUUGAUGCAUCGCAGAGGACCGGGAUGUCCCAACCUCCGCCACCUGUUUAUGUGAAACAAGAAAGUAUGAGUUCCUGGGCUGCAACACUGACGCAGGUGACUACUCCAGGUACUCAUCAGAAAUUGAUGGAGUCUCUUAUGUCCAGUAAUAGGAUGGAUGUGAGUGAUUCUCUCGGCGUACAGGAUAUUCGAUUCCAGCAAACUCCCCCACCGAAGGAUAUUCUGGAAGCAUUUGAUCCCAGGGGUCUCAGUCGGGAACCUCAGGCACAGGUGGAAGCCAGUUUAAAUAACGUUGCUGAAGGGAAAGCCGGGAAAGAAGCAUUCAGUCUGUACCAGAAGCGGGUACUUUCCACAAGGUCUGAUUCAUUACCUAUUGAACUCAUCCUUGACAGCAUUGCAUCUCAGGAGAAAGCAUCAAACAACGAAGAUUUACGAAAGCAGGAAAGUUUUGGACGUUGUUUUAGCUAUCUCAGCGACUUUUCAAAUUUGUUAAGCCCCAGUACAUUUCCACUCGGCUGGUCCAGCACGCCAACUGUUGGGGAUCAGAGAGCGGGUAUUGAUUUUUUCAAUGUUUCUAGACAAGAGGACACGGGUACAGGCACUUCUAUUACGUCAGACCUGCGAUUCACCAUUACCGACUUCUCCCCCGAAUGGGCGUAUGCAUCUGAAGGUGUGAAAGUUCUGGUGACAGGCGUCUUUUUGGGGAGCUAUACGAAUGCUCGUAAUUUUAAAUGGUGCUGCAUGUUUGGAGACAUUGAGGUUCCUGCAGAAGUCAUAGGGACAGGGGUUCUUAGGUGCAAGGCUCCCUCUCUUCCUGCCGGUAAAGUUUCCUUAUAUGUUACUUGUGGUGAUCGUCAAGCGCACAGUGAAAUCCGCUGUUUUGAGUAUCGUAGUGGUGUUGGUAGAAUAUUCCCUGACACUAAAGCAGAGCUUCAAAUAACAGAUGAGAGGUUGCUGAAGGUUCGGCUCUCACGCUUAUUGCUUUCAGACUCCGAUUCUCAUGCUGGUGAAAUUAUUGAUUUUAGUGGCAAUUUGGACUCUAUUUCCUUACUCCACGGCGAUGAUGACUGGCUAGAGCUGGAGAAUCUAGCCAAGACUUCUGAUCUCUCUCAAGACAGCAGCUUUCUGGAGCGCCUGCUUCAGACGCUGUUGAAAGUCCGCAUGCAGAAGUGGCUGUUCUGCAAGGUUCAAGAGGAAGGUAAAGGUGUCUCUGUUCUUGACGCACAUGGACUGGGAGUGGUUCACAUGGCUGCGGCUUUGGGUUAUGAUUGGGUAAUUACACCGAUGGUAACUGCUGGUGUACCUAUAAACUUCCGGGAUGCACAAGGGUGGACUGCUCUACAUUGGGCUGCUUUCUUUGGCAAGGAGCAAGUGGUGAUUGCUCUCUUGGGACACGGUGCAGAUCCAGGAGCGGUGACAGACCCCACACCUAAGUGCCCGGCUGGUCAAACUCCAGCAGACCUUGCGUCCAUGAAAGGACAUGCGGGUAUUGGUGGUUUCCUGGCCGAGUGGAGUCUAACACGCCGUCUUUCCCACAUGACACUUUCAGAGAACCUUGAUGACCUCGCCAUGUCUAAUGUCGCUGCUGAAGCUGCAGUUGCAAAAUUGUCCAGACGUGAAAGUGUGAAAUUAAGUAUAAGCGGAGCCGAUGAUCCAGUUUCUGUCCACGAAUCAUUGCAAGCUGUUCGGAAUGCUGCUCGAGCAGCUGCCUUAAUACAAGCGGCGUUUCGACAGUAUUCUUUCCGGAAGAGGGAGGAGGAUGACUUGGCAUCAAUAAGGUUAGAUGAGUAUGGAAUGACUGAGAGUCAAAUGCAGGCCUUGCUGACAGCUCGUGCAGCUCAAAGAAUACAGAGGGCGUACCGAGGCCAUCAGGAGAAGAAGCAACAACUGGCAGCCAGUCGCAUACAGCAGAAGUUCAGGAGCUGGAAGGUGCGAAGAGACUACCUCAAAUUCCGGCAGCGAGUAGUGAGGAUACAGGCUCAAGUACGUGGAAACCUCGUACGGAAGCGUUUCAAGAAACUAUUGUGGUCGGUGGGAGUUUUAGAAAAGUUGGUUCUGCGGUGGAAACGAAAAAGGUUAGGGCUUCGAGGCUUUAAGAGUGGGGAUUAUGACGUCGAUGGCAAAGAGGACGACGAAGAAUUUUUGAAAGAGGGAAGAAAGCAAGCGAUUGUGGCUCUUGAAAAAUCAGUCACGACAGUCCAGACAAUGGUGCGCUCUAAUGAAGCCCGAGCGCAGUAUCGACGCCUACGAGAAGGAUCCUUGAGGUCCGAGUUACUUGGGCAGUUCCUUUCAGUAUCUCCACGGGGAUCGUUUACCAGCGCUAAUACGCAGUACGAGUAUUCGCAUUUGCAGCAGACAUAUGUGGAGCAGAAUGGAGAUUCGCAAAUGCAGCAGAUAUAUCUGGAGACUUCAGAUCAACUCAUGAAUUUUGGUGCUUAGUGGUCGCUACAAAUGGAGGUUCUUCAUGGAUUUGACAAAGCAUUCGCGUUGAGGAUUUUUGAGAACCGCUGGUUCUUGGGGAUGGUUGAAAAGAGGUGCAGCGGAAGCUCUUGGACCUGAUGUUUGCAAGGUGUUUUCAAGAUCCUCAAGUGAACCAUGUAAAUGUACAAAAAUGAACUUCGGAUAAGAAAAUGGAUAAACGCUUGUUCGGAUGCAAAAUAUGUUUGCAUACGACUGUGAUGGAGCAUUAAGAGCAGUGUCUAUUCUGUAGAUGUCUGGCUAGGUGCCACUUGUGCCAUGACACUGCACACACCUUAUUCGCUGAUUACUUUUGCGUUAAUCUUAGAAACGCAUUUGUCAUUCACUGUUUUGAAUAUGUACAUGCAUAAAACUCUUCUUGGGUACAUUUUCUUAAAAUGGCUAUAUACUUCUGAUUA